UAACGUACAAGCGUUGUCUCAAGCAGUUGUCUCUUCGCGCGUUCUACGGUCCCGCUGUCAAACGUAGCUUUUCCAUUUGCAGUUUAUACGAUUUGUCAAAAAGUACCUUUCAACAUGUAUGCCAAGUGUUUGCCGCUUUUACUGCUCGUGUGCGUUGUGGCCUGGGCUGAGCCAUUGCCGGCGGCACAGGAUGCCAAGGCGAGUGAUUUGGCCACUGCUGAAACCUCAGCCAAACUGUUGAACUUGGGCGGUUUACUUGGACAGGGUUCUGGUUAUCCGAACUAUGGCUACAACUAUCCCAACUAUGGAUACAACACUGGCUAUUACAAUAGACCCAACAAUGGCUACUAUCCCAGCACUGGCUAUUAUCCCGGCAAUUCAUACAAUGGCGGCAGCGGCUACUAUGGCAACACGGGCGGCAGUGGCUACUAUCCCAGCACGGGCGGAAGCUAUUAUCCCAGCACUGGAGGCAGCGGCUACUAUCCCAGCAGCGGCUACUAUCCGACGACCAAUAUACUAGGCACUGCAGGCUACGGCGGCUAUGGAGUACGACAGACAUACGGCUAGGCGCGCCAGCAGCAGUGGGUCAGAGACAGAGACACCCGCUAAGAACUUAAGCAACUGUUAUGCGUCAGCAAGCAGCUACAACAACUACAAUAACAACAAGCGGCAGCAACCGUAAUAGCAUCCCCCCUCCUCCUAAAGCGUAACAUGCACUUUACUGCAACACCAAAACUGUAAACGUCGCCCGCAUUGCCCGCUUUCAACUUUAACCGACUGCAUUCAGCACUUUGGAACGCGUGCCUCUUCUCAUGCCAAAUUUGACGCACACAUUAACACACCAACAAAGAAAAAAAUAGAAACAAACAAGAAAAAUGAUA
This is a messenger RNA of Drosophila novamexicana, 881 nucleotides long. RefSeq names its product shematrin-like protein 1. NCBI's taxonomy places the organism in Eukaryota, Metazoa, Arthropoda, Insecta, Diptera, Drosophilidae. The coding region runs from base 115 to 567 and encodes 150 amino acids. The transcript is spliced from 4 exons. The record is from RefSeq and is a predicted model, not a curated record.